This is a messenger RNA of Dama dama (fallow deer), 871 nucleotides long. RefSeq names its product protein tyrosine phosphatase type IVA 1-like. The record is from RefSeq and is a predicted model, not a curated record. Lineage: Eukaryota; Metazoa; Chordata; Mammalia; Artiodactyla; Cervidae. Gene Ontology annotation, biological process: protein dephosphorylation. Gene Ontology annotation, molecular function: protein tyrosine/serine/threonine phosphatase activity. The transcript has a single exon. Bases 154 to 675 code for a protein of 173 amino acids. Gene Ontology annotation, cellular component: nucleus.
CUCAUUCAUUCAUUACUCCCAACUUCAUACUUAAAAGCACUGAGAAUUUCAAGUGGAGUAUAUUGAAGUUGACUGCGUUUCUUUGCAUCAUUUCUGUAUUCAAUUUUUUAAAUUCUUUCAUAUCCCUAUUGAGUGUUUUUUAACUAAAUUAACAUGGCUCGAAUGAACCGCCCAGCUCCUGUGGAAGUUACGUACAGGAACAUGAGAUUUCUUAUUACACACAACCCAACUAAUGCAACGUUAAGCAAAUUUAUAGAGGAACUUAAGAAGUAUGGAGUUACCACAAUCGUAAGAGUAUGUGAAGCAACUUAUGACACUACUCUUGUGGAGAAAGAAGGCAUCCAUGUUCUCGAUUGGCCUUUUGAUGAUGGCACACCACCAUCUAACCAAAUUGUUGAUGAUUGGUUAAGUCUUGUGAAGAUUAAGUUUUGUGAAGACCCUGGUUGUUGUAUUGCUGUUCAUUGUGUUGUAGGCCUUGGCAGAGCUCCAGUGCUUGUUGCCCUAGCAUUAAUUGAAGGUGGAAUGAAAUAUGAAGAUGCAGUACAGUUCAUAAGACAAAAGCGACAAGGAGCUUUUAACAGCAAGCAACUUUUGUACUUGGAGAAGUAUCGUCCUAAAAUGCGGCUGCGCUUCAAAGACUCCAAUGGGCAUAGAAAUAACUGUUGCAUUCAGUAAAACCAGGGUGCAUGAUGCCAUUGCUUGGAAGUGGAACCUGAGACAUGAUGGAAUUUGUCGUACAUAGCAGAUAGCCCAGUUGACUUGGUGAAUAAGUCUGAUGAAGCUUCCAUAGGAGUGUUGAAAAGCAGUUUUACCAGGCCACAGGCCUGGCAGAAUUGCAGUCUCUGUUCAGGUUAUGAUCAACCUAUUUGAA